AUGACACUGCAUUGGUGGAUGCACUGGUUUUGGGUGACGACGUUGCUACUUAUUAUUGCCAGCACCGGAAGGACUAUUGCUGCGCCUAAGUCAGAAGACCUACAGUACAUUACAGCCGACCCCGAGACGGAACGCUAUGAGAGACAGCCCAGAGCUAUGUAUUUCACGAAGACACCGCAGAUAACAAAGCCCCCGGAGAACGUAACAAGAGAUCCUCCACGAAGUUCUCCUACACCGACAAAUGUAACAACCACUGUAACAACCUCCACAGAUAUACAGUGGACCCCCGUAAAUACCACAGACAAUGCAACGUUUGACGUCGUUAGUAUUAACGCGUCUAUCGCUACAGAUAAUGUGACCGAAGCACAGAACACAACUGUGACAAAGCGGCGGAACUUGACAAGACCAGAGACAGGUAGGGCCGUCUUUGUAAAAGACGGUAUACCCAUAGCGGGACUGUCAGAAAGUCGAAUUGUGACUGAAAAACCUCUGUCCCUAGAGACUGCGUUUAUACAGACGAAAAUUCCGUCGAAUAUAGAAUCUUCUAGAAGAGUGAUAGAUCCAGGGGAAGAAGGUAUGGACACUGGAGCAAUAGCGGGGAUCUCUUUCGCAGCUCUUGCUUUGGUGGGCUUAGCUGGCAGUACUGCUUUUGUCCUGUAUAGACGACGGUAUCUAAAUAAACCUCAGACGUUAAAUGACAAGUGCUCCAAUCCUGAUUCCAGUGGCUAUCUUGAUGACAGUACUAUAAGAGAUAACUCUGAAGAAAUGUACAGUUUGGACAACGAUUCGUUCCUCAACUCUCUAGAAGCCAUGACCAUCCAGAACUACUGGACUGACACAGUGAAACACACCAAGUUAUAA
Molecule: messenger RNA, 861 nt
Organism: Leptosia nina
Lineage: Eukaryota; Metazoa; Arthropoda; Insecta; Lepidoptera; Pieridae
Source: the annotation of a GenBank genome assembly